Brienomyrus brachyistius is the source of this 2140-nucleotide messenger RNA. RefSeq names its product transmembrane p24 trafficking protein 9 (gene tmed9). Gene Ontology annotation, cellular component: endoplasmic reticulum; Golgi apparatus; COPII-coated ER to Golgi transport vesicle. Gene Ontology annotation, biological process: Golgi organization; endoplasmic reticulum to Golgi vesicle-mediated transport; intracellular protein transport. Bases 39 to 710 code for a protein of 223 amino acids. Lineage: Eukaryota; Metazoa; Chordata; Actinopteri; Osteoglossiformes; Mormyridae. The record is from RefSeq and is a predicted model, not a curated record. The transcript has 5 exons.
GCUCUAUUACAGUCGUUCACUCAGUCACCGGUAGUAAGAUGGUGGCCUUAAAAAUGCGGAGUAGUAUGUUGUCCGUGUUGUUGGUUAGCCUUCUGUGUAAAUUGACGCACUCUUUAUAUUUUCAUAUUGGGGAAACGGAAAAGAAAUGCUUCAUAGAGGAAAUCCCCGACGAAACCAUGAUAAUAGGAAACUAUAGGACGCAGUUGUAUGACAAGCAGAGAGAGGAGUAUUUACCUGCCACCCAAGGACUUGGCAUGUUUGUGGAAGUGAAAGAUCCGGAUGAAAAGGUGAUCCUAUCCCGUCAGUAUGGUUCGGAGGGCAGAUUCACUUUCACCUCCCACACCCCAGGAGAGCACCAGAUCUGCCUUCAUUCUAACUCAUCGAAGUUUGCCCUCUUUGCUGGGGGGAUGCUGAGAGUUCACCUGGACAUCCAAGUUGGGGAGCACACCAAUAACUAUGCUGAGAUCGCAGCCAAGGAUAAGCUCACAGAGCUGCAGUUGAGGGUUAGACAGCUUGUCGAACAGGUGGACCAGAUCCAGAAAGAACAGAACUACCAGAGGUACCGUGAGGAACGCUUCAGACAAACCAGCGAAAGCACCAACCAGAGGGUCCUCUGGUGGUCCAUUGUCCAGACACUCAUCCUGGUCGCCAUUGGCUUCUGGCAAAUGAGGCAUCUCAAGAGCUUUUUUGAGGCCAAGAAACUUGUUUAGUAGUUUCAUGUGUGUUUCUAUCAAUGCAGUACAUGUCAACAUCUGGUUUCUAUAUCCUGCUCUCAAGAAAAAAAAUCCCUUAAACGGUUUUAAAUCUGGUUAAACUUGCUGAUGUAAUUUGGAAUAUUUUUCCCUCAACUUUUUACAAACUCACUUCCAUAUGUGAGACAUGGACAAAACACCUUUAAUUUCAUGGAAGUUCUGCAUUUUUUUUGUUGCAUUUUUGCAUUUUUUGUUUAUGGGUUGAAGAUAAUUUUAUUAAACUAUUUUUGUCUACGAUGAUGCCCAUCCUCAAGCAAAGAUCUGUCUUCUUCCUGGGAUGUGAAUUUCAGUGCUUCUACUAUCAGCCCACUAGAAUUGGAUCAGUUAGUUUCUUCUCAAUGGAUUCUUAACUUUCUCAUAGACAUGUUUUGGUCUUAGGUUCAAAUGUCGAUUCUAUGAAAAAGUCAGCAAUUGGCAAAAAUUUGUAUCCUGUUGAUUUAAAAACCAUCUUUCAUUUAUGGUUUGGAAUUGCUUGUAUAUUUUAAUUGGAUUUACUGUUAAAUUUUUGGUUUAGUUGAAUGUUGGUUUGGACUGGAUAUAAUGUUUGAGUAUCUGGUGACGAUAUAUUAGCUCUUGCAAAGGCUGCAGUUACUGAGGCUUGUUUACCUAAAAGGUCAUUGGAACAUGGAGACUGUGAGAUGUCAGUGAUCACUAUGGGCUUCUGAAUUGAGAAGGGGGGGGCGCUACAGUGUAUUAACGUAUUCAUCAUACCUGCUGUCUGGAUUCUGGGAAAUUACUUUGCUACAUGGCUUCAUUUCUUUGUCCUGUGUCCUUAGAGCCCCUCCUGUGUUUUAAUUGGCUUGUUUGUGCACAUAACUCUAGCGGAUAAUCUGUUGAUAGACAGAUUUCUAUGAAUAGAGUAUUUGUAAAUAUUUCAGGUGUAAGACGUUUACGUUCCCUCUAGUUCUUGGACUCUGUGCAGAAAAGCCAGACGUGGUGAAGUGAGAGGCCGUUCCUGGGCCCAGUAGUGGGUGUCAGCUUAACAUUGGUGCUAAUGGGGCUGUGAUGGUGCUCAGCUCAUGGCCAAUGUUGCAUAAAUCCCAUUUUCGGUUUUUUUUUUUAUUAUUAUUAUUUUUUUUAAUCCAUUGAUAACUGCUUUUUGCCCUGACCUGCUGUUCUCAUGGGAUUUAAUCUCUUCAUUUUCUUCACACAGGUAAUUUUGAAAAAGAAAUGAAAAUGUGACAGAUCACCUCUGUUCUUGUGGGUCAGCCUUGUUUCCUAGACUUUUACGCUGUAAUUAUAAGUGCACUGGUGUGAUUUUUUUUCUUCCAUGGGUUUUCACAUUUUCAGCUGUUUUCCGAAUCCAAGUGAAACUGGCAAUGAAUUAAAACCCUAUUUUUGCAUUUGUUCUUUUUAAGAUAUAAAAUAAAAAGAAACCAUAUGCCUUU